Entrophospora candida is the source of this 943-nucleotide messenger RNA. The record is from the annotation of a GenBank genome assembly. Lineage: Eukaryota; Fungi; Glomeromycota; Glomeromycetes; Entrophosporales; Entrophosporaceae.
AUGGAAUCAGGCACUUUAAAAGAAUUUACAAGUCAUAACAGUAUAAUUGAUUAUGAUACAAAUCAACAAUUCACACAAACAUUGCAACUCUUAAAACAACAACAAAAUUUCUUUCAAGAACUGCAACAACACUUAAAACAAUGGAAUCAACCCACAGAACAACUGCCAUAUCAUUUUUUAGAACAACCCACUGAAUAUGAAUCACUUCUCUCACAAUAUCAAAAACAUCUCUCACAAUAUCAAAAAAAUCCCACAAGCCACCAUUACUCUGCUCUCUCAGAAACACAACAACAACUCUUACGAAUUCAGCAACUAUUUAUACUACAGCAAUUAUUACAAAAGUUCAUACAAAAACAAUCAGCAGAUUCGCUUAAUCUUGGAGAGUACUAUAUAAUUGAUAAAGAUGCUUUCGGUAAUUUAAAAAAACACCUGGAAAAUAAAGAAUUGAAAAGUAAAAUUAAUGGAUUGAUAAGCAAUAAUAAUGAAUUAAAUAAUAAUAAAAAUGAAUUGGAAUUGGAAAGUAAAAUAAAUGAAUUGGAAAAUAAAAAUAAUGAAUUAAAAAAUAAAAUCAAUGAAUUAGAAAAUAAAGAAUUGGAAAGUAAACAUAGUGAAUUGGAAAGUAAAAGUAAUGAAUUGGAUAAUAAAAUUAACGAAGUGGAAAGUGAAAUCAAUGAAUUGAAAAAUUUGGAAAAGAAUGGCAAGAAGUGGAAACUUAAGCUUAAGAACUUAUUAAAAUUUCCAAAUAAAUCUAAGCCAAAACAAGCUAAUUAUAAUCAAAAACUUCAAAAGCUUCAAACAGAUUAUCAAAAUCUUCAAACAGAUUGCCAUAAUCUUAAAACGGCUUGUCAAAAUCUUCAAACAGAUUAUCAAAAACUUCAAAAGCUUCAAACAGAUUAUCGAAAUCUUCAAACAGAUCACCAAAAACUUCAAGAGCUUCAAACAG